ACUGUCCAAGGCAGCUCACGGUGCGGAGGGGAGGUAGAGGGAAGUCCGGAGAUAACCUAUCGCACCGUUCUCCGCUCACAUAUCGUCACGUUGGACGCCAGCACGCAGCCAGGCAGGCAGGAUUCGACCCUUGAGAAAUGCCUAUGAAUGACCAACUGGAAUCAUGUUCUACGAAGGAAACCACAGCAGCGAACUUCCGCUCUUCUACAGAUAGGUAACAAGUGCUUCCGUUUCAUCAGCUCAAGGCAAUCAAAAAGGGGUGCUGGGCUGCCUCCGAAGACAUCGCUCGAGUCACCCAGACCGGCUUACUACAACUUAAGCCGACAACAGCGAGGUCGUUGUAUCAUAUUUAACGUGCAAAAAUUUUCGACAUCUGUGAAUCUAACUGACAGGUCGGGAGCCGACGUCGAUGCCUUCAGAAUCACCAACACGUUCCGUAAACUGGGGUUCAAAUGCCAACUUGUGCCUAACCCCACCACAAGAAAGGUCCGAGAAACGUUGCAGGAAGUAUCCAUCGAAACAAAGGACGACGCCGACUGCUUCGUGUGCUUCUUCCUGAGUCACGGAAAACUUGGCCGCAUCUUCUCCUGCGAUGAUGAACUGACGUUUCGGCAAUUAAUAGACCCUGUAAUGAGGUCGAAAAGUCUUAGGCAUAAGCCGAAAUUAUUCUUCAUUCAGGCAUGUCAAGAAUAUGACGGCACGGAUUACAAGGACGCCCCGGACGGAUGGUCCUACUCGAUUCCUUCGUAUCCGGACGUUUUCGUGGGAUUUUCUACUCCUCCAGGUUACUACUCGUGGCGAAAUGAGCAAAACGGAUCGCAUUACAUCAACGCCUUGUGCUCAGUGCUCUACGAAGAAGCAUCAUCGGAUAAACCUCGCGACUUUGUGUCCCUGAUGGCCGUUGUCAACCGGCAACUGGGACUCCGUUUUGAGUCCUACACACCUUCAAACUAUAAGACCCACCGCAAGAAGCAGACGCCUUGCUUCGUCUCGACGCUCACUCGGAAGCUGGUGCUCGCAUCACGAGACAGUGCAGCUUAAAGCAAAGAACAUAUGCCACAAAACAACAGCUUUAAAAUAUAUUAAGCAGACGUAGACUUCUUUGUGAGCAAAGUAAAAGCACCGCUUUUUUGUUUGUUU
This is a messenger RNA of Ixodes scapularis (black-legged tick), 1140 nucleotides long. RefSeq names its product caspase-1-like. The transcript is spliced from 7 exons. Bases 148 to 1041 code for a protein of 297 amino acids. Gene Ontology annotation, biological process: proteolysis. The record is from RefSeq and is a predicted model, not a curated record. NCBI's taxonomy places the organism in Eukaryota, Metazoa, Arthropoda, Arachnida, Ixodida, Ixodidae. Gene Ontology annotation, molecular function: cysteine-type endopeptidase activity.